This is a messenger RNA of Oncorhynchus gorbuscha (pink salmon), 2856 nucleotides long. Its product is annotated as agouti-signaling protein-like. The transcript is spliced from 3 exons. The record is from RefSeq and is a predicted model, not a curated record. Gene Ontology annotation, molecular function: type 1 melanocortin receptor binding; neuropeptide hormone activity. Gene Ontology annotation, biological process: adult feeding behavior; hormone-mediated signaling pathway; neuropeptide signaling pathway. Lineage: Eukaryota; Metazoa; Chordata; Actinopteri; Salmoniformes; Salmonidae. Gene Ontology annotation, cellular component: extracellular region. The coding region runs from base 170 to 550 and encodes 126 amino acids.
GUUACUUUUGUCUCGAAGGACCAAAUAAUGUUGACAACGAGACUAUAUGUCCGAGAGUGAGAAGCGAUAUUUUGCUGCUUUAUCGCGUCGACAUUUCUGCAGUCUUAAUUGAUCUAAUAACGCUAAUUUUUGUUUCUCCCCACAUUAGCAAUAUUUGAGUGGAAUCGAAAUGAAGCCUGCGAUAUUAUGUAUUUGCCUUCUUCAAUUUGCAGCUGUCAACUGUAGGCUUGCAGCGCGUGACAAGACACAUCUUGUUAAAAUUAAAAGGACCGACAAUAAUUUGUCAUCAAAUUAUUUUACGGCCAAGGAAAUAGAGCUGUGGAACCAGGCGAAACCCAGAAGGUUGUUUGCCAGAAGAGGAAUCCAGGAACACCAGAGAUUGCAUGUGACGGUGAAGCCUGCCCCCCCAACCCCUCAUUGUUCCAAGGUGAUGGAGAGCUGUAUUCCCCACUCUCGCUGCUGUGAUCCCUGUGCCUCCUGUCACUGUCGCUUCUUCAAUUCCAUCUGCUACUGCUGGAAACUGGGAUGCCACUGCCAGAAGAAAUCUUAAACAUACUGACACACACACACACACACACACACACACACACACACACACACACACACACACACACACACACACACACACACACACACACACACACACACACACACACACACACACACACACACACACACACACACAAAACAUUCCACUGUACCGCUGGGCACUGGGCUGUCAUACCUGAAGAUCUGAAGACAUACGUUUACAUACACUCACACGUGCACACUCACACACCACGGGACACACAAUCACUUAUCCUCUAGUGCUGCCUGGAAGUAGCCCACCUACCUCCCUUUCAACACCUGUACCACCUUACACACUCAUCGUGUGCUACAAUAUUAUACAAUAUUUGUAGACUACAUUAUGUUUACAUGUAUUUACUGUAUAUGUCAACACUAUCUACAUGUAAAGUCAGAUAUUUGUGGGGUAUAAUAUAAUUAGGCUAUACCUGACUGUGAAACUGCAAUUAAGCUUGUUUGGACUGCCCAAAUGUCUUAAUAAGCAGUAGUUUUUACAAGGGCUAAGGAUAUACUUACCAUGUAUUUUCUCUCCAUUGUGUAAUUGGUUUGAAUUGGUUUUUACUGUCGGUUUGAGAGCAGACAAAAACCCACAAGUGGAAUAAUGGUGGCAUAGUUUUACAUUAUGUAUGCUAAUGAAUGGCAAUACACAUUUUAUAUUCAUGAUAUGCCAAAAUUACUCAACAUUUAUUUAGGUAGCUGUAAAGACAUAAUGCAUUAUGUUGCAGGCUUCAAGCAAAUAUUUGCAGAAAAUAGCACGUAUUACGUUGAUGUUAGGUGACUUAGUGGCAAGCUCCACUAGCCUUACUAGUGAGAAACUAGCAAAUGUAGGAUGGCCUGAGUGCCAGUCUGUUUUUGCUAUCAUGCCAACUCCUUGUCAUUCUGUGCGUUUGGCUUGACAAGGACAGCAUGGAGAGCUAAAAAAUAUCUAGGUUAAGAGUGAUACAGUAGUUUGCUUCUGGUAGUGCCAAUGUUGCAGCCUAUUUUACCUCUUCUUUUCAAUAAAAGGACUGCUUGUCAGCACAAACUUUACCCAAUACAAACCAAUACUGCCUUACAAAGGCAAAACACAGUAACUACACUUUUGAUCAAAAUUGAGUUAAGACUGAAAUCAGGCUUUGUAGUAUCUGUUUUAUCUUGUGACAAAGUUUUCUGGUUCAAUUAUGUUCCGUUUCAGAGAAAGUGGUGUGUGAAAUUUUGCAUUAACUGCAGAAUCCAAGUAAAAACCAAGGGAAAACCUGGUGAUCUGAAAAUAAUAUUUGAGUUCCGUAAAAUCGUUGGAAAUAGAGAGAAGUGGAAGGAACUGGUACCACACAACAGCUACCCGCUCUGCCAUACGAAGCCAAAGAGCAGUAACUACAAAAACAGUGAAACUGAGAAAAAUGGCUUUAAAGUUGAUUUUCUUUCCAGACAAGUAUGUUGUGGGUAGAUAAGUGAAGUAUUUUGUUUUACACAUAUCAAACAUGACCACUGAUUUAACCUAUUUAACCUUAUGUCAAAUAUAUUACCAUACAGCGUCAAACAGGAAAAACAACAAGAAAGUUGGAUAAACACAUUUAGAUUGUAUAUACUGCACGAAGUCAAAACAUUUUUUAAGUAUAAACAUUCUGCGUGGUGAAGUAGUCCUAACCUUAUGGUGAAAAAAUGCUCGAGGGUUGCUACGAUACAACAUUCAAAAGAUGAAAACAUAACUACAUAACACCCUUAAAUACAGUUGGAAUGUAGUUAGAAUUAUCGAACUGCAGAACUGUCAAACUGUUUCUAUCAAACAUAAAAACAAGAUAGUUGGAUGAAAACUUUUAGAUUGUAGAUGCUGCACUUUGCCUUUGCAUUACCCAUAUAGUUGUUUAAAGUCAUACAAAGGCAGAGUGUAGUAUCUGCAUAGGUAAAAUCAGUGGUCAUGGUUGAUAUGCAUAAAAAUUACUUCAUAAUAAAAUUAUACAUCAGUGCAUUGUCACUUAUCUACCUACAACAUAUUUGGCUGGUUAUCCCAAAAACUUUAAAGCCAUUUUUCUCAGUUUAACUGUUUCCAUAGUUAAUGCGUUUUGCCUUUGUAGGGCAGAAUACAUCUGUACUCUUUUGGCUCAUAUUGAUCCCACACUCGUACAAUCCACUUGAUGAUAAUCAAUGUCCCGUUGCCAUUAAAGGAAUGGUGUGUUAAACAGGUACUUUUUAUAAAAACAGAAUCUUACUGUUAUAAAUGUAAGCGAGAUCUUACUAUUUUUGAUAAUCAAACACUGAAUGAAUGUUUUUAACCAAGCUGCAUGGUCUAAAUAAAGCUCUAUAAUAAAACAA